Molecule: messenger RNA, 2846 nt
Organism: Crotalus tigris (Tiger rattlesnake)
Lineage: Eukaryota; Metazoa; Chordata; Lepidosauria; Squamata; Viperidae
Gene: HBP1
Product: HMG-box transcription factor 1
Exons: 11
Coding region: 144-1715 (523 amino acids)
Biological process (GO): regulation of transcription by RNA polymerase II
Cellular component (GO): nucleus
Molecular function (GO): protein binding; RNA binding; RNA polymerase II cis-regulatory region sequence-specific DNA binding
Source: RefSeq, a predicted model, not a curated record
CCUGUGAUGGACGUCCACGCCAGCCAUUCACAAGCCGAGCCCGAGGGAAAAGGGGUGGCGAUUUCGAGCGAGAACGAACGGGAGGGAGGAGGGAAGGAAGGGAAGAAAGAAAGAAAAAAAAAAAAGCUGUAGGGAGUCCUGUAAUGGCGACGGGGUUGUCAGAUAAUUUGAAGCACCCGACAAUGGUUUGGGAAGUGAAGACAAACCAGAUGCCUAGUACGGUGCAGAAAGUCCUGCUGGUGGUGGACAAGAGAAUGAAUGAACGAGGAAUGAACGAGGCGCUGGACUUGCUGAAAUGUAACGAGAAUAUUCCGUCUUCUCCUGGAUACGCAUCUUCUGACGAACAUAUGGAACUCGAUGAUCUUCCGGAAUUGCAGGCGGUUCACAGCGACUCUACCCCACCCGCCCUCUUCCAGCUGAGCGCUAAUAUCUCACAUCAGGAAUACACAAGGCCUUCUUGGAACCAGCACACCUCAGGCAGCAGCCCAGAAAGUGCUUCCCCGUGCGAGGACGGAGUGAACUGGCUGACGGAGCUGGCAAACAUCGCCACUAGCCCGCAGAGUCCUCUCAUGCAGUGCUCGUUUUAUAACACGUCAUCUCCCGUUCACUUGCUAGCCACAAGCAAAAGUUUACAUUCCUAUGCACGCCCACCGCCAGAAUCCUGUCCGAGCGAGACAGUUUUUCCCAAGCACCACGUGGAGGAAACGCCAAUCAGACACGAAAGGACAAACAGUGAAUCGGAGUCUGGCAUUUUCUGUAUGUCAUCCUUGUCAGACGAUGAUGAUCUGGGAUGGUGCCACUCUUGGCCUCCAACUGUUUGGCACUGUUUCCUUAAAGGAACACGUUUAUGCUUCCACAAAGGACGCAAUAAAGAAUGGAUAGAUGUUGAAGAUUUUGCUGGAUUGGCCAGCUGCAGAAACCAAGCUGAUGAUUCGGUGGGUGCUUAUAAAGGCUACGCCGCUGACGGAUUGAAACUGAUCUCGCAUGAAGAGAGCGUUUCGUUUGGUGAGUCAGUACUCAAGCUGACUUUUGAUCCUGGCACAGCAGCCAAGGAUUUACUCACUGUGGAGUGCAGACUAGAUCACCCCUUCUAUGUUAAAAAUAAAGGUUGGUCUUCUUUUUAUCCAAGUUUGACUGUGGUCCAGCAUGGCAUUCCAUGUUGUGAAAUGCACGUUGGCGACAUCUGUCUACCUCGUGGACACCCUGAGGCCAUAAACUUUGAUGAUUCUGGUGUUUUUGAUACAUUCAAAAGUUACGAUUUUACACCCCUGGACUCGUCCGCAGUCUACGUGCUAAGCAGCAUGGCUCGUCAAAGGCGCGCGUCUUUAUCCUGCGGGGGGUCUGGGAGCCAAGACUUUGAAAGAUCCGACUUUGGGCCUGCACCGCCGACACCGACGUCCUCCGUGUUCAGUAAAUCUGGCAAAAACCACAACUCAGGGACUGCAAGUACUGUUAGUGCCACUUCCCCCAACAAAUGCAAAAGACCAAUGAAUGCCUUCAUGCUUUUUGCCAAAAAAUACAGAGUGGAAUAUACCCAAAUGUACCCAGGAAAAGAUAACAGAGCCAUAAGCGUCAUACUUGGAGACAGGUGGAAGAAAAUGAAAAACGAGGAAAGACGGAUGUACACGUUAGAAGCCAAGGCCUUGGCUGAAGAACAGAAACGCUUGAAUCCUGAUUGCUGGAAACGGAAACGAACAAAUUCAGGGUCCCAGUAGCACCGAGUUCGAAUUCUAAUCAAUCCGUGGUGGUGGAAGGCACGAUCAAGGCUUCGUGAUUCGUUGUGGCGGUGUGACUAUAAUAACACGGGGCAUCACGGGGUCACUUAGGAAUGAAGUUUUGCUUAUUACAGUAGAGCGUUAAGCAAGCUAAAAGUAUCAACGUAUUUUUUUAAAAAAAAAAACAACCACCACCAACCAACCAACCAAAUUGCCUUAUUAUUAUUUUUCCUUCCAAACUACACACAUAUAUAUAUAUAUCUUAUCAGGUGUAACAAGCUUGAAUACGGAUAUCCUGUGGUGCUAAGGAAUAUUAGGAAGAAGAGAAUCUUGUAUAAAAAGUGUUUUGUUUUCUAAGGACAAAAAUAAAAGAAAAAUGCACAAAAAAAGGGGAAGUUUAGAACAUGUUAACAUCUGUUUUAUAGUACAAUUCCUAUUGCUGAUUAAUACGUGUUGCACAAACUAUGUAAUGAACUACAAAAUUUUGGCAAGCUGGGGAUUUUUCUGACAAUAAAUAGAUGAACUUCUCGUUUUGCCCAGUGCCAACGGAGUAUCGGAACGUGGGGCAAAGCGAAUAGUAUAAUGUACACUAUAUGUAGCAGAUUGUUUUCGAUAUGGGAAGGUGUCACAUGGAUAAUUUAUAUUUGGGGGUGCCUUCCCAUGGUAAAAGGCUGGCGAGAAGCCUGAGCUGCAUUGGAAAAAGAUGAUUAAACCCACGAGCAGAUUGCAUUGUUCAAGACGAAUGGUGCUUUCGUUAAUACCUUCAUUUAAUUAAUUUUUUUCCCUAUGUUGCGUAUUUUAAAAGAUUUUAUUUUGCCACAUCCUUUUUUUUUUUUUUAACGGUGGGGACAAACCUUGCACUUAUUUUCGGUGCAAUAUUUGCACUUUACUUUUAUUUUAUUUUUCUCCCCCCCCCUCCAUCUAUCUAAAAACAGAGCAGAUAUAUUCGAUCUAUGGCUACUUUUUGCUGUGAACAUUUACAAAACAUAGCUUUUUAAUAUUACUAAAUAGUGUGGUUUCUGCCAAGAAUCACCAGAAAUUUCAGCACCUGAUAUGUACGUCUUACAUGUUUUGCUCCUAUGAUUUUGCACACUGUAUUCUUGUAUUAUUUCAAAUAAAUUGUAAAAAAAA